Trichoplusia ni (cabbage looper) is the source of this 3302-nucleotide messenger RNA. RefSeq names its product ATP-dependent RNA helicase DHX33-like (gene ath). Gene Ontology annotation, molecular function: RNA binding; ATP binding. Gene Ontology annotation, biological process: positive regulation of transcription by RNA polymerase I. The transcript has 13 exons. NCBI's taxonomy places the organism in Eukaryota, Metazoa, Arthropoda, Insecta, Lepidoptera, Noctuidae. The record is from RefSeq and is a predicted model, not a curated record. Gene Ontology annotation, cellular component: nucleolus; intracellular anatomical structure. The coding region runs from base 375 to 2522 and encodes 715 amino acids.
CGUUUUGUGCUCAAUGCUCAUUCUGUCUAAUGUUCGUGCGUGCUAUUUUAUUUCGUGUGGUGCACAUGUGAUACAUGUUACAAUUUUGAUAAGACGAAAUGAGCUAAUUCUUUAUGUAUAUUUAAAAUUUAACAAAUAUUGGUCCCUACAUAACAAACACUUGUCCACUUGUGGCAAUGCUUGUUUCAUCGUUAUUACUAAAAGAAUAUGAAGUGUUAAACAAUAUGUGUUUUUGAAAUAUUAUUUUUUAUAUUUAUUCAUAUUUAUGCAGUCCUGAUAAGAAUCGACUUUAUUAGCAAACAUUUAGAUUAGUUAUUUAGGAUGGUAUGAAAAGGAGUUAAAUUAAUGCAGAAUACCAACAACAGUAAGCAACCAUGGAUUCAAAGUAUGCAUCCGUAGGUAUAGAGAACAACCUAAAAGCAGGUGGCCUGAAAAGAAAACAUGCAAUAGAAAACAUAAAGGCAAAAAAGAUAAAGUUAUCAAAUGAAGCUGCUGGAGUUAGUGUAACAAACAACAAUAAAGUUGUGACUAACGGACAUAAUAAUGUUUCUGAAACCAAAAUUGUACAGGAAUCUGUACAGGAUUUGCAAGUAGCAAGGAGACGGUUGCCAGUAUUUAUGGUUAAAAACAGACUCAUUGAUGAAAUAAAAAAAAAUGAUACUAUGAUAUUGAUCGGUGAGACUGGCAGUGGCAAAACAACACAAAUACCACAGUUGAUACAUGAACAGCGUCUUGAGGGUGCUGGAGCCAUUGCUGUGACUCAGCCGCGCAGGGUUGCCGCUAUUACUAUAGCUCUGAGGGUAGCCGCUGAAAUGAAUACAGAAAUCGGAUCUAUUGUUGGGUAUUCUGUAAGAUUUGAAGAUGUGACAAGCCCAAGAACUAAAGUUAAAUAUUUAACUGAUGGAAUGUUACUACGAGAAGCUAUUGUCGAUCCUUUGCUCAAGAAGUACUCAAUAAUAGUAUUGGAUGAAGCUCAUGAAAGGACAAUUAGUACAGAUGUUCUCUUUGGAAUUGUCAAAUUAGCUCAGAAAGAAAGGAAUGACAAGAAACAAAAUCCUCUUAAGGUAAUUAUAAUGUCUGCAACUAUGGAUGUGGAUUCAUUCAGGAAAUAUUUUCACAAUUGUCCAGUAAUUUAUCUGGAGGGCAGAACUUUCCCAGUCACUAUCUAUCACACAAAAACGAAACAAGACGACUAUCAGUAUGCUGCCGUUUGUACAGUAUUUCAACUGCAUGCAACUACUCCUGCAAACCAUGAUUUCCUAGUCUUUCUGACUGGACAAGAAGAAAUAGAAACAGUCAUGUACAAUAUCAAGCAAAUUGCUAAAGAAGCGACUGGUCCGCCGAUAAGGGUGUGUCCGCUGUACGCGGGACUCCCGCCGGCGAAACAGCUUCAGGUGUGGCGGGAGGCGCCUCCGGGCACGAGAAAGGUCAUACUGUCUACCAACAUAGCUGAGGCAUCUGUCACCAUACCUAAUAUCAAGUGUGUUAUCGAUACUGGUGUUGUAAAAGAAAGGACGUGGUCUGGCAGUUCAGGCGCGGAGCGGCUGUGGGUGCGCGCGUGCUCGCAGGCGGCGGGCUGGCAGCGCGCGGGCCGCGCGGGCCGCACCGCGCCCGGCGCCGCCUAUCGCCUGUUCCCCGCCAAGGACUUCGCCGCCCGCCCGCAACACCACACGCCAGAGAUCGUUAGAUGUCCGCUAGCGUCCAGUUUGUUACUGUUGUUAGCUGCGGGUACGGAUCCCAGCACUUUCCCUUUAAUCGAUCCUCCGCCGCUCGAUUCUGUUAAAGCGUCCUUACAACUGCUCAAAGAAUUUGGGGCUAUUGAUAGUGAAACAAACCCUAAACUAACUGCACUUGGAAAGAAAAUGUCAAUGUUUCCAAUAGAUCCGAAAUAUUCUAAAGUUCUAUUGAGUGCUCCGGAGUAUAACUGUUUGGAGGAGGCAUUAAGUUUAGUAGCAGUGUUGUCAAGUGAAAACGUGUUUCACACCCCGAUACAUAAAAGAGAAGAGGCAUUUAAAGUGAAACAGAAGUUCUUGUCGCCUCUCGGUGACCACAUAACUCUGCUCAAUGUGUUCAAAGCUUUUUGUAAAGCUCCACUGAAAAAGCAAUGGUGCAAAGAAAACUUUUUAAAUCACAAAAACCUGACUUACGCGUGCGAUGUUCGUCACCAACUGUUAACAAUUUGCGAGAAGCUAAAUAUGACUGUUUCUAGCUGUGGGCAAGCAUAUGAUCAGCUACUAAAGUGCCUGGUGUGCGGCUUGUUCAUGAACUGCGCGUGGCUGGUGGGCGGCGGCGGCGGCGGUGGGGGCGCGCGGCGCUACGUGACGGUCGCGGGCGUGGCGGCGGCGCUGCACCCCGCCAGCGCGCUGCAGGCGCUGGGCGGGCCGCGCGCGCCGCCCGCGCUGCUGUACUCCGAGCUGCUGCACACGGGCCGCGCCUACAUGCUCACGGCCUCCGCCGUGCAGCCGCACUGGCUCACACAGCAGGCGCCCGCGCAGGCGCGCCGCGCCCGCAACAACAGGUGACCGCGCCGGACCCCGCGCCGCCGCAAAGCUGCCCGGACUACUCACUGAACGAUACCCCGUGCACGUACUACAUAAUUUACAAUAUUGUGUUUUUUUUUUAAUUUUGGUCUUUUUGCAUUUAUUUAUUUUAAAAUGCUUGCACAAAAACCGUAGGCGGCUUUGUAUUAUAUCAUACGCAAACACGAUUUAAAAAGUCCGUUUUGGAAUAAUAUUAGAAUACCUGAAAUAAGGCAUAAUUAAAAAUUAUUGCUUGCCGACAAACCCACCUCUUAUUACAAUAUAAUAUUGAUUUGCACUGCUGCCAGUAAAGUGGAAUUUGUUUUUCAUUGUUACAUUUGUAAGUUGUAACUAGCAUUUCGAUUUGGCACAAUGAACAAUGUGUUUCGAUGCUGUUAAAUAUACUGUGCCACCGUAAAAUAAGUGAUAAGAAUUGUUGUAAUAUUAAGUUUAAGCUCGUUCUUUGUUUGUUAAUAUAAAACUCUAAGAUAUACCAGUGUUUCCGCCGUGUCAUGUAUGAAAACUAGUGUAAGUACAGAUAGUUUAAGUCAUCUGUGCGUGCAAAGUUGAGUUGAAUUCAUAACGUAAUUUUUGUUCAGAAACAUUGUCUGGAAUGGAAAUAGUACAAUCAAACCAGGACUGUCUACGUUAGCAUGCACAUCUUUGUUAAUUUCUAUAUUUUUAGAUUACGACCUGGUGCUAUGUUAAUAUAGGAGGAAUCAAAUGAUAACUGUAUGAAUGUUGUAAAUAUAUGUAACAUAAUAAAUAUAGUUUUUACCAAAA